AUGUUCGGACUUUGUGUCUUUUUUGCGUUCGUGCUUACCGUCGUAUGCGAUGUUGAUGUUGUCGUGGAGACCGAGACCCCUACUGGUCUUGGCCUUGAGCCAGGGAGACUCGUGGAGAACUACUUGAGGACACAUAGUGACGGAUCUUUGAAAGGGGUUGAAUACAAAGUUAACUUGGAGGAUAAGGUCAAGAAAUACCUGAAAUGUACGUGGCAGCCUGUAGGCCAUGAGCUAUCCUUUGAAAAUCCCGCUGCCGAAUGUAAAGAAGAAUACCUUGGAAGUGCAACGCUACUGUACGGCAUCUGGAAUGGAAAAGUUGAAUCGCCGGAGGAAAUCGUGAAUAAUGUAAAAAAUUACUGGAACAAAGAUGGAGAUGAUGGUGGUGAAGAAGAAUUGAACGCGGCGAUUGAAGAAGCAAAGGUCAAAGGUGCAAAAAGUGUCGGCUGUGCAUUCUAUUAUCUCUCAAAGGGCGUGUUCUACUACGAGGACGGAGAGGGAGACGGGAACAAAGAGAGCGCGAUAGGAGAUUUGGCCGAAGAUCUAAAUAAAGAUUGCAGUCCAAACUAUAUACAAGAAAAUCAGUUCGACAGAGAAAAUUAUCUCGAACAUCCACGACGAAAAUACACGGGCAUUCUUUCACCUUAUAUUUACCAGACUCCAAUAGAUAUGGUGUAUGAAGGCUUAAUCAGCGGCACUGUGUUUUAUAAGUGCCUUAAAAAUAGUCGCUGA
Molecule: messenger RNA, 729 nt
Organism: Cylicocyclus nassatus
Lineage: Eukaryota; Metazoa; Nematoda; Chromadorea; Rhabditida; Strongylidae
Source: the annotation of a GenBank genome assembly